Messenger RNA from Corythoichthys intestinalis (scribbled pipefish), 3191 nucleotides. RefSeq names its product kelch-like family member 13 (gene klhl13). Gene Ontology annotation, cellular component: Cul3-RING ubiquitin ligase complex. The coding region runs from base 742 to 2781 and encodes 679 amino acids. Gene Ontology annotation, biological process: protein ubiquitination; regulation of cytokinesis. The record is from RefSeq and is a predicted model, not a curated record. The transcript has 8 exons. NCBI's taxonomy places the organism in Eukaryota, Metazoa, Chordata, Actinopteri, Syngnathiformes, Syngnathidae. Gene Ontology annotation, molecular function: ubiquitin-protein transferase activity; cullin family protein binding.
AUUAUUCAGAUUUUUAUUUAGAACUUUGUUUUGCUGUUUGAUUGUCAUUUGUAAUAGUACCAGCAGUAUUUAUUAAAGAUUUAGGGUAGAUUUUUGGGCUUUGGAACGAAUUAAUGGAAUUAUAAUGUAUUCCUAUGGGAAAAUCCUGCUCGACGUACGACCAUUUCGAUUUACGAACAAGGUCCUGGAACGAAUUAACUUCGUAUGUAGAGGUACCACUGUACCCCACUCGGCACUUGUCGACGGGGUCAAAAAUACAAAGGUUGAUACAUGGCCUAUUAACUAUUUAUCUAUAAUUGUAUGCAAAAGAACACGUAAUGUUUAAUCUAAAGCAACUGUACAGUAAUCUUUUUUUAUUCUUUCUUCAAAUACUCUAUUGCCACAGAAUGACCAUAGCGGUAAUCACAACUGUGCUUACAAGGUGGCACUGUUGCUCAGCUACACUUGAUUGAACUCUUGGAAGGCUGGGCUUCACCCCCCCUCCUACCACUAGACAGUCACUUAUGCAGCGAGGCAAGCAGUAGCUGUGGAUGCAAUCUAUUGGCUUCUUGGUGGUGCCGCUAAUGUCACAACCCUGCCUUUAGCCCGCACUGCCUCCGCCCGUGCAUUGGUCUUGCUGCGACUUGCUCCCCCCCCUAAAUGGUGUGGGCUGGAGUGGUAUGGAAGACUGCGUUGAGAAGCUUCGCAUGGAAAUGCUCUUUGCUGUUGAUUUUGCUCUAACACCAUUCUGGUGACAACAACAUGCCGUUGAAAUGGAAAAGCGGUUCUCCUGUCAGCUGGAAAUUCCCAGUGCCAGUCCUUAAGACGUCCCGUUCCUCACCGCUCUCACCUGCCUACAUCCACCAACACUCCUUUGUGGUGUGGACAAACCACUCUCUGCUCGCUACCUGUCCACCUUACCACCUGACAGGAUCCCUCGUGGAGGACGACGACACUCACAUGAAAGUGGCUUUGGGCUACGGUGAUAUGGGCAUUUGUGCUCACCUUCAGGCAUCAAAGACUGGAAACACACGAUUUUUCACAAGCAACACGCACAGCUCCGUGGUUCUUCAGGGCUUUGACCAGCUGAGAAUAGAGGGACUCCUAUGUGAUGUCACUCUGGUGGCUGGUGACGGUGAUGAAGCCUUCCCGGUACAUCGAGCAAUGAUGGCCUCGUCCUCUGACUAUUUCAAAGCCAUGUUCACAGGUGGAAUGAAAGAACAGGACUUAAUGUGCAUCAAGCUCCACGGAGUAAACCGAAUAGGCCUAAAGAAAAUCAUCGACUUCAUCUACACAGCCAAGUUGUCACUCAACAUGGAGAAUCUGCAAGACACACUCGAGGCAGCCAGCUUCUUACAAAUCCUUCCGGUGUUGGAUUUUUGCAAGGUUUUUCUUAUAUCUGGGGUUUCCCUUGACAACUGUGUCGAGGUGGGCCGCAUUGCCAACGCGUACAACCUCACUGAGGUGGACAAAUAUGUCAACAAUUUCAUACUGAAAAACUUUCCCUCGCUAUUGGGCACAGGCGAGUUUGUCAAGCUGCCGUUCGAGCGCUUGGCAUUUGUUUUGUCCAGCAAUAGCUUGAAACACUGCACUGAAUUAGACCUCUUCAAGGCCGCUUGUCGCUGGCUUCGCUACGAGGACAGCCGCAUGGACUACGCCUCCAAGCUUAUGAAGAACAUCCGCUUUCCCCUCAUGAACCCACAGGAGCUCAUCAAUCAUGUACAGACGGUGGACUUCAUGCGCACAGACAACACGUGCGUCAACCUUCUCCUGGAAGCUAGCAACUACCAAAUGAUGCCCUAUAUGCAGCCAGUCAUGCAGUCGGAACGGACAGCCAUCCGCUCAGACAGCGCCCACUUGGUCACGUUGGGCGGUGUCCUGCGGCAGCAGCUUGUGGUCAGCAAAGAGCUGCGUCUGUUUGACGAGAAAGCGCACGAAUGGAAAGCACUGGCACCUAUGGACGCGCCUCGCUACCAACACGGCAUUGCGGUCAUUGGUAACUUCCUCUACGUGGUGGGAGGCCAAAGCAACUAUGACACCAAAGGCAAGACAGCAGUGGACACAGUGUUUCGCUAUGACCCGCGCUAUAACAAAUGGAUGCAGGUGGCAUGCCUUAAUGAGAAGCGAACCUUCUUCCACCUCAGUGCACUCAAGGGACACCUUUAUGCUGUAGGUGGAAGAAAUGCGGCUGGGGAGCUCGCUACUGUGGAGUGCUACAACCCAAGGACGAAUGAAUGGACAUACGUUGCCAAAAUGAAUGAGCCACACUACGGCCAUGCCGGGACGGUGUAUGGCGGCUAUAUGUAUAUAUCAGGGGGCAUCACUCACGACACCUUUCAGAAGGAGCUGAUGUGCUUUGACCCAGAUGCAGACAAAUGGACUCAAAAGGCACCGAUGACCACCGUGCGCGGCCUCCACUGCAUGUGCACGGUGGGCGACCGCCUCUACGUCAUUGGCGGAAACCACUUCCGGGGCACUAGCGACUACGACGACGUGCUCAGCUGCGAGUACUAUUCGCCCGCCCUCGACAUAUGGACUCCUAUCUCCGCCAUGUUGCGAGGCCAGAGCGAUGUGGGCGUGGCCGUUUUUGAGAAUAAGAUCUACGUGGUGGGUGGAUAUUCAUGGAACAAUCGCUGCAUGGUGGAAAUAGUUCAGAAGUACGACCCCGAGAAAGACGAGUGGCACAAAGUCUUUGACUUACCCGAGUCGCUCGGCGGGAUCCGAGCCUGCACGCUCACAGUGUUCCCUCCUGAAGAUAUCUCAGGCUCGCCGUCCAGAGAGUCACCUCUUUCAGCACCUUGACGAGUGAUUGGGGGAGCCCUAUUUCGGUCACACCCCCGUUUAACCCCUGAAUUCCCCGACAAACAAUUAUAAACAUUGUUUGCCCUUCCUCUUCGGACUAAGUUUGUACUGCGUCCCUCAGUCCUAGAGUUGUGCAGCAACCCCUCAACGUGACGGUAUCCGAUUUUGACCUUAAUAUUGCGCACUUCAGGAAGGAACUUGACUCGAAAAGGGACUUUGCAAAUCAACUUUUCUACGCGAUUCCGCCACCUGUCGUUGGUUUCGAGGCGCGUCGGCGAGCAGAAGCUUGAUCGGGCUCAGGGGUCGGCCUGUCAAAACGGCUCUCCUUCGGUUUCACUUCUUUCCUGCGAUUGCUACCAAACUGUUAAAGUGGUGUUUUCUAAAUUUAAUAAAGAUGGUUUUCAAAGUAA